This is a messenger RNA of Clonostachys rhizophaga, 1866 nucleotides long. Lineage: Eukaryota; Fungi; Ascomycota; Sordariomycetes; Hypocreales; Bionectriaceae. The record is from the annotation of a GenBank genome assembly.
AUGGUCUUUUCGUCAAACGGCUCCAGCAAUGGUGCCAAGUUAAGUAGCAGCACCAAUGGAAUUUUCGACGCAUGUGUUGUAGGAGCAGGGCCUGCAGGGUUAAUGCUAAGUGUCAUUCUUGCCAGACUGGGUCUCAAUAUCAAGGUACUCGACGAGAGGCCAGAUCAGACUACUGUGGGACGAGCGGAUGGAAUUCAGCCCAAAACCAUUGAGACACUGCAGAUGUUGCGUCUUGGAGAUGAGCUACUGCAAACUGGAGUCAAGGUUUUCGAUAUCUGCAUGUGGCGCGGCUCACCUGCUGGCCUACAGAGAAUGGGUCGAGAGUGUCACUAUCCUGCGUCAACUCUUGAUGUUCUCCAUCCUUUUAUCCUACUUUGCCAUCAAGGAAUGGUUGAGGGAAUGCUCAUCGACGAUCUGCGAGAGAGCGGAACAGAGGUCUCACGAAGCCACAUUUUUGAGACAUUUUCUCACGAUUCGGCGAGUGGCCCGCUUAAGAUUACCUGUGCCUCACCAAAAGACUCAAAGGAUGGGAUUCUCUCAGAAUUUUUGGUGGGAUGUGAUGGCGCAAGGUCGCGUGUGCGCGAAGCAAUUCCAGAUACCUACUCUACUGGGACGCCUCACAACUCAGUCUGGGGUGUCCUGGAUGGCGAACUGAAGACCGACUUCCCAGACAUCUGGAGCAAGACUGUGGUCUUCUCCGAAGAGCACGGAAGCAUAUUGAUGAUUCCACGUGAGCGCAAUAUGACGAGAUUCUACAUUGAGAUGAAGUCCUCUACCUCUUCAAAGGAGCUCGGCCAAGAAUAUGUCAUGGAACAGGCUCAGCGUAUCCUCAGUCCUUACACAGUUGAGUGGCUGUCGGUCGAAUGGUUCGGAAAAUACGGCGUCUCUCAAAGGGUAGCUGCCUCCUUUUCUGACCCUGAGAAGAGAGCAUUUAUCGCAGGAGAUGCAAGCCAUACCCACAGCCCGAAGGCUGCUCAGGGAAUGAACACAAGUGUGCACGACUCAUGGAACCUUGGUUGGAAGUUGAACCUGGUCUCUCGAGGUCUAGCAAACAAGGAUCUGUUGCUAGGGAGCUACGAGGACGAACGUAAAAAGAUUGCCCACGAUCUUAUCGACUUCGACUACGAACAUGCCAAUGAAAUUGCUGGUGGUGAUGCCAAACGCUUAGCAGAGAAUUUCCGAACCAACAUCAGAUUCAUCUCAGGUGUUGGUGUUGAGUAUGGCCCGGGUGUUCUCAACUCCGGAUCAGCGGUGGGAAUCCUGAAGCCAGGAUCCAACCUGCCUCCAGGCAAGGUGACCAGGUACAUUGACGCAAACCCGAUCGAUAUACAGCUGGACAUCCCCAUGCUGGGCCAAUUUCGGGUCUAUGUCGUUGUACCGGACCUCAAUAAUUCCGCCCAAGCUGCCUUCAUUCGCAAAUUCAACGCCACAGUGAGCGCUGGAUCAUCUUUAAUUUCCAGGGCGUCCGUAGCAGCUCAAAGAUCAUACAUCGAGAAACCGCGAGCCAAGAGGAAUAAAGACGUUUAUUUCAGACCAGAGAGAUACACGACAGUAAGCCAACUUAUUACGUUUUCUCUCAUUACUGCUACCGAAAAGAGCUAUUUUGAAAUCGCAAACCUGCCUCGAAUUUUCUCUCAAAGCCCCUGGACCAUCUACCUGGACGAUGUGCCAAAUUUGGAUACACAAGGCAAGCCUUGCAUUCAGAAGUGGCUGGGAGAUCUGGGUAACGAAAAGGUCUCCAUUAUUAAUGUCCGUCCUGAUGGAUAUGUUGGUUCGGUCGAGACUUUUGAUCUUAACACAGACAACGCCGGAGAUGCUGCCGCUGCCUGGCUGGAGUCUUACUACGGAGCAUUUUUGCAGUUUUAA